AUGAACAAGGAAAACGUUUGGAUUUCCGGCCGUGAGGUUAUUGGGAGGGAGUUUAUUGAUUUCUUCAAAGGUAUAUUUACGGAAGCUUCAUCCUCUCUAGAUUAUAACUGCUGUCAGUUGAUUCAUGAGCGACUCUCUCAGGAGGAGUUGAAUGACCUUGUUGGUACCCCUAGUGCUGAUGAGAUAAAGAGGACUUUGUUUACCAUGAACACCCAUAAAGCCCCGGGUCCUGAUGGGAUGUCAGUCCUUUUCUACAAACAUUACUGGGAUUCCGUUGGAUCGGAUUUCUGUGAUGCGAUCCUAGACUUCUUUAAGAAUGGUAAUAUGCAUAGAGGGAUUAAUGCCACGAACAUUGUGCUCAUCCCGAAGGUCCAAAACCCUACCCGAACCAAUCAUUUUAGACCGAUCUCUCUGUGUAAUGUGGUGUACAAAGUCAUAGCUAAAAUUCUGGCUAAUAGAAUUAGACCCAUUCUUCCUUCCAUUAUCUGUCCAACGCAAGCUGCUUUUGUCCCAGGUAGAAACAUCCAUGAUAACAAUGUCAUUGUCCAAGAAAUUAUCCACUCCUUUAAUAGAAAAAAGGGAAAGGAGGGAUUCUUUGCUAUAAAAAUUGACCUUGUUAAAGCAUACGAUAGGUUGAGCUGGAAAUUUAUUGAUCAUGUCUUGGAGUGUUAUGGUAUUCCGCCAAAAUUCCGCCAUUGGAUAUCGCAAUGUAUUUCUACUACAACCCUAAAUAUUUGUCUUAAUGGGGGUCCUGUUGGCAAAAUCAACCCUUCCUGUGGGCUCCGUCAGGGAGACCCGCUUUCCCCUUAUCUUUUCAUCUGGGCGGCUGAUGUUCUUUCAAGAUUAAUUCAUGAUGCCCUUGACCAGGGUUCUAUCAAAGGUAUUAAACUCAGUAGAGGUGGUCCUGUGCUAUCCCACAUUUUCUUUGCGGAUGACUUAAUUUUGGUGGGCAGAGCCAAUUUAGUUGAAGCUAAUGGAGUCUGGAGCUGCUUAGAAAAAUUCUGCUCAUGGUCUGGCCAACAGGUGAAUAAGCUCAAGACGACAAUUUUCUUCAGUAAGAAUACGCCGGUGAACAUGCGGAGGGAUAUCAAGGAAGGUCUGGGUAUUGAUUAUCCUGAGGGGUGCUUAAAAUACUUGGGUCUUCCCCUUUUCCGGUCUAGGCAAAAGGACGCUGAUUUCAACUUUAUUUUAGACAACCUCACGGCUAAACUUCAAGGUUGGAAGGCAAAGACUCUUUCAAAGGCGGGGCGGGCUACUCUAAUAAAGUCCGUGGGCUUGUCCUUGCCAAUGUAUGCUAUGCAAACUACAAAACUAUCAUCUCGUAUGGUUAAUAGGAUCGAUAGUCUGGUUAGAGAUUUUUGGUGGGGUUUUGAGAAGGGAAACCAUGGGAUCCACCUAAAGGCUUGGGACAAGCUUUGCCUCCCCAAAUCGUUAGGUGGAUUGGGUUUCCGCAAGACAAAAGAAAUGAACCAGGCCUUCUUGGCUAAAUGGGGGUGGAAUAUUCUAACCGGUAGCCAAUCUCUAUGUACUCAAGUAUUGAACGCGAAGUACCUCCGGGGAAAUGACUUUCUCUCUUGCAGGUAUAAAAAUUCUGAUUCUUGGUUUUGGAAAAAUGUUGUCAAGGCUAAUUCUAUCUUGAAAAAAGGGGCUUGUAAGUUGAUUGCUAACGGAGAAUCAACGAAAAUAUGGUCGGACCCAUGGAUUCCUCAUUCUAAAGGCUUUUGCCCGAAGCGUAGGAGGGGUGCCCCUACCAUCUUUAAUUGUGUAGGGGAGUUACUCUGUAAUGAUGGUCACUGGGACCUUCAAAAGCUGAAUUCUCUGUUUGAGAAGGACACGGUUGCGGCCAUUUUGAAAGGGGGUCACCCCUCUGGUGUUGGUCAAGAUAGAUGGGUUUGGACGCUGGAAAGUAACGGGCAGUUCUCGUGUAAGUCUGCUUAUCUAUCCCAAGCCCUGGAAAGAGCUCCUCACUGUGAUGUUGCGCCAAAGCUUUGGAAUAAAUUGUGGAAUAGCAAAAUCUUGGAGCGACACAAAGUCAUGUGGUGGAGCAUCUUAUCCAAUGCUCUUCCUGUAAGAGGUGUUAUAGGAAAACGUUUCCAUAUAGAGGACUCGAGUUGCCCCCUUUGUGGCGUGGGGGAAGAGUCUGUUGAACAUCUUUUCCUUUCUUGUGAUGUAGCUCUUCACUUAUGGCGUUCAUCUCCGUGGGGUAUCUAUCCAGUCUGUGAUACGGGCAUUCGUGUCUGGGAUUGGAUUAAGUUCAUCUGGGAUCUUAAACACAAAGGGGCCAGUGCCGAUGAUAUAUUCUUGUAUGCUUCUAUUGUUGUGGAUACUAUAUGGAGGGUGCGUAAUGAUAAGGUCCAUAAUAACUGUCCUGUUGACUUUAACAAAUGCUUUGAUAUUAUUUGUACCUCUUAUGCAGAUAUGUAUGAUUCUCUACUCUCUAGUCCAACUCUGGUGCUAAAGGAAGCUUGGUCCCCUCCCCCUGAGGACUGGAUAAAGCUGAACUGUGAUGUGAAAGUCGGUCUGGAGAGUUCGUGUAUUGCGGUGGUUGCUAGAGAUCAUCUUGGCAGAGUGAUUAAUGUUCACACGGCUCGGGAGGAGUUCUCGGAUGCCCUGUGUGGUGAAGCUGCGGCUUGCUGCUUGGCUGUAUCAGUUGCUUCAAAUUUCGGCUAUAAGUAUGUUAUUGUGGAGAAUGAUUCGAGAGUAGUCAUCGACGCUAUCAAUGGGAAUGGAUCUCGUUGGGCCUUAGAGAACUACGUCUCAUUUUGUACUAAGUCAUCUCCUUUAUUUAAUUCCUGUUGUUUUUCUUAUGUUAGCAGAUCUUGUAACUUUGCCGCUCAUAAUGUGGCUAGAUGGGCUUUCUCCCAUCAGUUGUAUGGUUCUAUCCCGGUCCCUUCUAUACCGGAUGCUAUUUUAUGUAAUGACCGUGAGGUCUAA
Messenger RNA from Cannabis sativa, 2934 nucleotides. RefSeq lists its product as uncharacterized. NCBI's taxonomy places the organism in Eukaryota, Viridiplantae, Streptophyta, Magnoliopsida, Rosales, Cannabaceae. The coding region runs from base 1 to 2934 and encodes 977 amino acids. Gene Ontology annotation, molecular function: RNA-DNA hybrid ribonuclease activity; nucleic acid binding. The record is from RefSeq and is a predicted model, not a curated record. The transcript has a single exon.